Molecule: messenger RNA, 3012 nt
Organism: Emericellopsis atlantica
Lineage: Eukaryota; Fungi; Ascomycota; Sordariomycetes; Hypocreales; Bionectriaceae
Exons: 1
Coding region: 451-2553 (700 amino acids)
Source: RefSeq, a predicted model, not a curated record
GCCCUGUUUCUAAGCGUGGGUGUGUGCUUAUCAUAUGUCCCGCCUGAGGUACCGUGAGGAGAAAGCGCCCAGUGCCUUGAUACUACCAAACAGCACGAUGCCCAUUCAUGUGAUUUCUUCUUGCCGGCCUGUGCUCGAGAAACUUACCUCGACCACUCCCCUGGCUUGUUUUGUUCUCCUAGCUUCGCCGUAGUGAUUAUAAUCCCUUGAAGCGACUCGGGAUAAGUUCGGCCGCCGCUCCUAAUCGUCCCUGGCGGAACGAGUAGCUCUUCCCCUAACGGCCCUCCGCCCCAACACUACGCUCAUUCCUCACCAGAGGCAGCAGCAGCAAGAACCAUCACAGACAUCGGUACUUCUGAAAGCAGGCGACUGGGCCCCGAUCACGAGCAGAGCCAGACAAGUGGCCAACGUACCCCCGCGCAGGACGUUGGGGAGCAUCCCCGGUCCAGCAUGGUAUUCCAUCAAGACGUUGAGCGGACGACUUGGAGCCUCCCAAUGACAGAACCGAGUCUGUUAGGCCCAAAACGUCGAGAAUUGCGGAAAUGUAGAGCGCAGACCUCUUGUACCUCGAGCUGGGCGAGGCUUGCUGAGGAGGACUGGGAGAACAGGGAGGCAAGGGAGGCUACUGGGUCUGGUGCAGUGGAACCUUCGGUCUUGUCGCCAGAAACAAAAGAUGACUACCCUCCUGAUCCAGAACUGCCAACAGCGCGAUCUUCUUCCCAGCGCCCUGGCUCUGAACUUGGGUUCGCCCCCGAGCCUCAUGGGAUCAAUGUCGGUCCAAGAUCGCCUGGUCAAGUUCGCAUCGACAGCUGGUCAACCAUAAACGAGAGCAACCAUGACGAAGGAUCACCCUCUACCGCGUCGACAGACUCCCAUUCACGAUUCUCGUGGGUCUCUGGUAGUGGGACAAUAGGUAUGGACUCCGUAGCCAGAGAAAACCAAAAGUCGUUCCCCCCUCGCACGCCCUUGGAUCCCAGGCCGUUAGACGCCGAGGCUCGCGCGGCAAAGACGCUCAGAGUGAGAAGCUGGAUAUCCAAGCAGAGUCCCACUGGGCAUGACAAAUCGAACUUGCAACUUCAUAGUCCUGAAUCGUCCGAGAACGAAGACCUGGACCACGACGCUGUUUCCACGACAAGUGAAGCGCCGUCGUCGUCUGCAGUGAGCAGCCAUGAUGCUGAAUCGAUCAACCGGGGGGUGCAACAUUAUUGGAGGAAGAUGAAAACCCACCAAGCUCGGAUUCAGAAACUCUCCAAGCACCUGGGAGAAGUCAACAAGAGGCUGGGCAAGAUACGUCCUAAAUUACGGGUUGCAGCAAACGACUUUAUGAAAGAGCUGCGUACUACUUCUCACCAGAAGCAGCUCUUGUCGUCUGAUGACCUUGUUCGGAUCGUAUGGGCAGGGCUACCUCGAAUGCAGAGAUUGCAGGACGUGACGUUCAGCCUGGAAGAGGCGCUUGACGACUUACGACAGCAGCUGUCAAAGGAGCAGAAGCUUUUCUCCAAAGCGGAAGUCCAGUUUUACAGCCUGCUGGGUCACGACAUGGAUGAAAGCUCGACGGAAUCGACUUAUGAGUCAUCAGAAGCCUCGCUUGAUGCCAGCGAACCAGACACAGACCUGCUAGGCAUACCAAUGGCGCGGUCGACUAACGACAACCAUCCGCUCUUCCAAGACCUGGAGAGCGCAAUUGGGCAGUACCUGAGCAUCAUGAUGUACUUGCAAGAUGCCAGGGACAAUAAGGCUGUUCUGCAAGAUAUUGUGGACCGCCGGACUGCUCUCGGUGCUCCCAUAUCCGAAGAGACAAGGGACGGUCUGGACGAGACUGUGUCAAACGAAGCUCGAUACCUCAAGCUCGUCAACAGCAAGCUUGCAGUUAUCAACGAUUUAAAGCAGAAGACCAUGGCACGAGAUGUCUUAUCCGCCAGAACGACGACCAGAGUAGCGUCAGUGCUGUAUCGGGACGACAACACAGAAACAGAGCCAGCCGAAAACGGUGGCACACAUCAGCCAGAAACCAACAAAGUUGUUGUACCCAAUUUCCUCAAGCUCCUUUGGCCCGCCUAUCGUUUGCCUACCACGGCUGCGUCGGGCAAGGAGGACAACCGCCAAGACAUGCGGCCAGAAGAACGACACGGUCAAACGUCCUAUCCGCAGCUCUUGAUGGGCCAAUCUUGUUCGCUCAACAGAGCGCGCGAGGACGGCGCUCACUUUAUCAACGAGUGGAUGCUCGACCAGGUCCGCGAAUCCAGGCGCAACGCAGACAAGCUCUUUGUAAAUUUCACGCACCGCCUCACCGUGCGCAGUCCGGGGACGUGGCAAAAUGACGUCCUAAAGUACUGGCAUCGCGAUGGAACGGACAAGAUCAUGAAAGAGGCCGAGGCAUGCUACUCGGCGUAUUAUCACACUGGGCAUGAGUCAGACAUAUUACCGUCUCGUCGUGCCUCUCAUAAAGGAGCGACGCCUCGUGCACUGAAGCAAGAGACGGAGCCGACCAGAAGCCAGGUACCAUCAAGCAGAGCAUCGCGCCGGUCGCGGACACGGUCUGUGGGGUGGUGAGAUCUGAAAGAGAAGCAUAUCUUGUACCAGGAAGCACUAGAUUUGAGUAGUGAGAACUUGCAUCAUUGAGCUGGAGGGCUUGGGACGGUGCAAACGUUGGAUACAUCGACAUUGCUUCUGUUUGUUGUUGUUUGUCUUUACAGUAUCUCUGCGCAAGCGGGACCCUGGACAUUGCUCUAUGCGGGUAGAGCUGGACACCCUGACGUGUCUUUGAUAUAUUCAUUUCUUGAGCUAUCUGGCUGAUCUUUUUACUCUUACGACUGCUUCCUACAAACAGGCUUGCCUGCGUUGACUUCACUUCAUGGUGAAUGAGAGCGCUCUCGAGGGGCCUCGUGUCAGAAUCUUGAGAGAUGUACCCGUCAGUCGGUCGACAUGAGCUUCCCCCAAGACUUAGACGCACAGCCAGCAACGGCAAUAGUCGUCGGCCAUAUCGCUAGCGGGUUAGAUGUAUCUUCCACA